CAUGCCCGACGCGUAUGUGGCGACCACCCAUUCGCCGCCUCUCCCAAUAUCACACAGCGUCGCAUGGAAUCUUCCUUCUCAAUAUCACCAUCACUCUCCCGCGUCCUAAGGAAACCAUCUGGAAUUUAAGCUUGAAUUAUCCCAAAAUAUUGGUUUCCUGUUUCUAUCUAUCAUAAGCACGCAUACGAAUCGACCAAAAUGUCAGCAACCACUCCACAACUGCUCGCUACCAUCAGAAGUUGGGCCAAGUGCGUCAACGAGAAGAAAUGGGACAAACUGCCCAGAUAUAUGCACUCGACAUAUAACCAAAACGGCAUCGAUUAUACGCCUGAAUCAUGGGCGGCGCACAUCAGAGAGCACGUGGCUCCCCAACUAGGAGGAGAUGUACGCAUCAACGAGGACAGCAUCAUGGUCGACGAGAGUGCUCAGUGCGUCGCACUGUCUCUAUGGCUUAAAUUCAAACCUGAGAUGCCGCUCCUAGGCUACCAACCUAAGGGCCGAGACGUCUUAUUCAUAGAGCGCGGUUUCAUCUGGUUCACGGAUGGUAAACUGUCGAAGGGAUUAUUCGUGAUUAAUGACGACGAAAUGCGUACGCAGAUGGCAAACCCCGGCACGGACUUUGCGCCCAGCCUAAUCAGCGAGUAUCCCGUCCCUCCAGUACGGACGCCACUAUCUCGCGAACAGCUAGAGGAGGUGUACAGGGCGUACGUCGACAUGUUCAACUCCCGCGAAACGGAUACGGCCUACUCGAAGUACGUCCACCAGCCGGAGAAGAUGCUGAACAACAAGAAUCUGGCUCGUCGCAUCAUGGACGACGCGAUGGCAGCUAUCCCAGACCUGCAAUGCCAGAUUCACACGCUGGUAGCGGAUGAGAAAUUGCAGCGCGUGGCUGUGUGGCUCAAGUUUUCUGGAACCCCAGUUAAGGAGUACGCCGGUCUGGUAGCGAACGGCGACCCCGUCUUUUUCACUGAACAGGCCACCUAUCAAUUCUUAGACGGGAAGAUUGAGCGGAUAUGGGGCAUGAUGGACUUCAGCGAAGCGAGACUUGCGCAGCAACCACAGUCCACGAUGCCGCUUGUUAUACCGGUGAUCUAAAGCUCAAACGAAUUAGGCACAACGGGGACGGAGUCUCGGAAUCUUAUGAUACCCAGGAUGUCGAAAUACGAUACAGACGAAUACCUGAUAUAGAAGAUUAUACACGAUGUCAUGGACGGGAGUGUUGUUUUUGUUGUUUUACUUACGCACCUACAUACCUAAUUAUGAGUAUCUCAUAGGUGGGAUAUUUCGGAAGUUGGAUUUUGGUUGGACUUCGAUUCUUCAGCAUUCAUAGCCGUCGUUCAGCUGCAUUAGCUUAUGACGCGGCUAUUUUUGUAACACGUUUUUAAGACAUUUUAACAAGGGAUCUAUUACUAGUUCUGCUCAACCCGCAAUUCGGAUUUUUCACAUGUCAAACCCCUGCACUUUAAUUG
Annulohypoxylon truncatum is the source of this 1469-nucleotide messenger RNA. Its product is annotated as SnoaL-domain-containing protein. NCBI's taxonomy places the organism in Eukaryota, Fungi, Ascomycota, Sordariomycetes, Xylariales, Hypoxylaceae. The record is from RefSeq and is a predicted model, not a curated record. Gene Ontology annotation, biological process: polyketide metabolic process. Bases 199 to 1095 code for a protein of 298 amino acids. The transcript has a single exon.